Messenger RNA from Cotesia congregata, 507 nucleotides. NCBI's taxonomy places the organism in Eukaryota, Metazoa, Arthropoda, Insecta, Hymenoptera, Braconidae. The record is from the annotation of a GenBank genome assembly.
AUGUCAGAGCCACAGUCCGCACUUUUAUUAAGGAAACAGUUAGCAGAAUUAAAUAAAAACCCAGUAGAAGGGUUUUCAGCUGGCCUCAUAGACGACAAUGAUAUUUACAGAUGGGAAGUGCUCAUUAUUGGACCUCCGGAUACAUUAUAUGAAGGAGGAUUUUUUAAAGCUCACUUACAAUUUCCCAAAGAAUAUCCACUCAGGCCACCAAGAAUGAAAUUCAUCACAGAAAUAUGGCAUCCUAACAUCGAAAAAAAUGGUGAUGUUUGUAUAUCAAUCUUACAUGAACCGGGUGAUGAUAAAUGGGGCUAUGAAAAAGCAUCAGAACGAUGGCUACCAGUCCACACUGUCGAAACGAUCCUCAUUAGCGUUAUUAGUAUGCUUGCUGAUCCUAAUGAUGAAAGCCCCGCUAACGUUGAUGCCGCCAAAGAGUGGAGAGAAAGUUAUUCGGAUUUCAAACGAAAAGUUGCUAGGUGUGUACGAAAAAGCCAAGAAGAGUGUUUGUAG